AAAAAUUUUACCCAAACCCAAAACCCAAUUCCAUUUUCCCGGCUGGCCAUUUUAGUAAGACCGCUCGAAUACCUCCCUCCCAAAAUCACACACAAACACUCUCUCCCACACUGAGAAGAUGAUGAAGCUAUCGCGCCUUUUGCCGUCCAGGAAGCAGUUGUCUGAAAAACUGUUAUAUGGGAAAGUUGCUGAUGUUAAAGAUUCUUCAUGGUUGUAUGCUUUUACAUUUCGGGCUGGGAUAUCAACUGCUAGAGAGAAUUUUGCUUCUAAAGGAGAUGUUUCAAAUCAAAUAUUUGCUUCUUAUGAUGUUUACAAGGGCAAAGCUUCACUGUCUGUGAGACCUGUUCUCCCAACUUUCACCAAAUCGGAUUCUGGUAGUCUUAGAGUUCGUCGCCGUGGUGUCAUGAUGUUGUCAUUUUUACCUGCUGUUGGUGAGCGCAAGUAUGAUUAUGAGAAGAAACAGUUUUUUGCUUUGUCGGCAACAGAGGUUGGGUCUUUGAUAAGCUUGGGUCCCAAAGAUUCUUGUGAAUUCUUCCAUGAUCCAUCAAUGCUAACAAGUAAUUCUGGUCAAGUCAGGAAGACCUUAUCAAUUAAGGCUCAUGCAGAUGGUACUGGCUAUUUAAUUUCUUUGAAUGUUGUCAACAAUAUUCUUAAAACCAAAGAAUACUUCACUGUUCCUGUCACGACUGCAGAAGCUGCAGUGAUAAAGACAGCUUGCAGCUUUGCAUUGCCCCACAUCUUGGGUUGGGACCGGUUAACUAAUCAGCUGCCGAGACACAUAGAGGGGCACCCAUCAAAAGUGGAUCCAAAAAAUAUGGACUUAGAGUGGGAUAAAUGAAAUCAUACUGACCAAGAAUCAAAUAGAAUGUUCGCAUUGGAUGCCACCUCUUCGUAUUGUUUAUCAAUUCAAAAGGACUAUUUUGUGGGCGUGCUAAACCGUGUGCUUUAUUUUGUGUAGACUCUUAUGUAAUCCUGUUUCUGUAACCAAACACUUCUUUUCCGCUUUCUAGUGACGUUCUUAGUCGUAAACCAAAAAAGAAUUAGCGCAAAACUAGAAACUAUUAUGUAAAACUUUUAGAAUUAGCUAUGGUAUUGGUUCUCUGGAUCACAGGGUGCUACUUUCUAUC
This is a messenger RNA of Corylus avellana, 1127 nucleotides long. It is a transcript of the gene ATWHY2, whose product is annotated as WHIRLY 2. Gene Ontology annotation, biological process: regulation of DNA-templated transcription; defense response. Lineage: Eukaryota; Viridiplantae; Streptophyta; Magnoliopsida; Fagales; Betulaceae. Gene Ontology annotation, molecular function: single-stranded DNA binding. The record is from RefSeq and is a predicted model, not a curated record.